AUGACCGGGAACCCGUGUGCCCGCAGGCUGGCCCGGCGCUCCAAGUCGGCGCUGCUGAUCGCCGCUCUGGCCGUCCUGCUGGUCCAGACUCUCAUCGUGUGGAACUUCAGCAAUCUGGACUCCGCCGCCGGGGACGGAGGCGCCAGGAGCCGGGAGAAGAGAGAGGAGCGAGCCGCCGGGGGUCUCAACAAAGCCGACGGUCGUGCUCCUCGGAGGGGGCUGCAGAAGAAGGGAGACCCGCCGCCGCCGCUCGGAAAGGCGGCCGUUCGGCACAAGCUGCAGGCGGACGUCUACCAUUCCCACCGGCCCAAAGAGAAACUUCGCUUGGAUAGCAACAACAAUGAGAACUCUGUCCCUAAAGACUUUGACACCAUCGACAGCAACAGCAACCUUGGAGCUCGAUCUCAACGCCAGCGAGUACCGUUAGCAAACGCCAAACGCAAGCUGGACAAGGCACAAGCACAAAGCAUGAUGGGAAAAUCUGCCAACGAGGUCCUCAAGUUCCCUCCUGUCCAACCGAGAGGGCUGGGCCACAAUCACAACCGCACCCACGUCCGUAAACCCCACCCCCAGGUGCCGACGGUCCCGGCACCGGUCCAGGGGUCCAAUCAGGAUCCAGUUCUCUACCAGGUGAAGAAGUCGUCCACGCCGCUGCCGCCCGGUUUGGAGCCAAGGAAGGAGCAUCUGCAGUGUGAGAUCAGCGGGAAGGAAGCCAUUUCUGCUCUGUCCAGAGCCAAGAGCCGAGAGUGUCGUCAGCAGAUAGUGGAGGUCUACUGCAAACACAAAGACAGAGCACUAAUGCCUGAGAAAGUGCCUCGCUACUGCCCCAUAGAAGGUAAAGCUAAUGUCAACGUACAGUGGGACGAGGCCCCCUCAGAAGCUGCCCAGCUCGUCCCGGCACGGAUCGCCUUUGUCCUGGUGGUCCACGGCCGAGCCUCGCGCCAGUUCCAGCGUCUCUUCAAAGCUAUCUACCACACCUCGCACUACUACUACAUCCACGUAGACCUGAGGUCCAACUACCUCUACAGAGAGAUCCUGACUCUGGCCGGCCGGUACCCCAACGUCCGGGUGACUCCCUGGAGGAUGUCCACCAUCUGGGGCGGGGCCAGCCUGUUGACAAUGUACCUACGCAGCAUGGAGGACCUGCUCCAAAUGUCCGACUGGUCCUGGGACUUCUUCAUCAACCUCAGCGCUGCAGACUACCCCAUCAGGACCAAUGAACAGCUGGUGGCUUUCCUGUCCAAGUACCGCAACAUGAACUUCAUCAAAUCUCACGGCAGAGACAACGCACGCUUCAUCCGUAAACAGGGUCUGGACCGCCUCUUCUACGAGUGUGACACCCACAUGUGGCGUCUCGGGGACCGCAAGAUCCCAGAGGGCAUUGCGGUGGACGGAGGCUCCGAUUGGUUCCUGCUCAACCGGGCCUUUGUGGACUACGUGGUCAACUCCAGAGACGAGCUGGUCGGCAGCAUGAAGCGCUUCUACGCCUACACACUGCUGCCUGCCGAGUCGUUUUUCCACACCGUGCUGGAGAACAGCGCCCACUGUGAGACCAUGGUGGACAACAACCUGAGGCUCACCAACUGGAACCGCAAACUGGGAUGUAAAUGCCAGUACAAGCAUAUUGUCGACUGGUGUGGCUGCUCACCCAACGACUUCAAGCCCUCGGAUCUGCCACGCUUCCAGCAAGCGUCCAGACCAACCUUCUUUGCCAGGAAGUUUGAGGCCAGCGUCAGUCAGGAGAUCAUCAACCAGCUGGACUCCUACCUGUUUGGAUCGUACGCCUCAGGCACCCUGGGGCUCCACGCCUACUGGGAAAACAUCUAUGAGCAGGAGACGGACGGCCUCGCCAGCCUAUCGGACUCCAUGCUCAGCCAUUUCCACGUCUUCGCCCGGAUGGGACUGUCGCGCGCCGCCAGCUCGCUGCAGGGCCAUCCCAAUGACAACAGCUGCAGGUUCAUGGCCAUGAACCACCCAGUGUCGGUCCACCUUUACUUCCUCUCAGACCAGUUCCAGGGCUACCUGGUGCGUCACGUUUUCACUAACCGAGCCUCCACGCAGCUGGAGAGCCUGGAGACCUGGGUGACACCUAAAGAUCACUUCACCCUGGCCAGCCCCACCCAACCCACCAACAGGCUGCAACAUGUACAGGUAGGGGCGGACUGGGAUCCCAAGGAGCGUCUCUUCAGGAACUGGGGGGGUUUACUGGGGCCCACGGACGAGCCGGUGGCCGUACAGCGCUGGAGCCGAAGCCAGAGCAACCUGACGGCCACUGUGGUGUGGAUCGACCCCACCAACGUAAUCGCUGCCACCUACGACAUCCUAGUAGACGCCUCUGCAGAGGUCACCCACUAUCGGCCCCCGCUCAGCCCACCGCUGAGGCCCGGGUUGUGGACGCUAAGAGUGCUGCACCACUGGAACCCACUGGGACAGACCACCUUCAUCGUGGCUCCGCUCGAGUUCCACCGACAACGGCCUUUACUGCAAGAGGAUGCUCUGCGGUUGCACGGCGGCCCGGCCAGGAACUCCUACAUGGAGCAGAGUUUCCACGGCCUGAACCCGGUGCUGCGGCUGCCGGUGAGCCUGGGCGCCGUGGAGGAGGCCGAGGCCAACGCCGGCCUGACGGCGCCGCUGCAGCGCUGGCUGGACGGGCUGCUGGAGGGCCACUGGUCGGCCGCAGACGUCUGCUCCAUGGGACCCAGCGUCUGUCCCGUCAUGCAGCGCUGCCGUCACACCGUGUGGAGUUCUGCCAGCCCCGACAGCAAAUCUGAACUGAACCCGCCCAGAGACGACGGACGGAUCAGGUAGCAGGCGGACAGACCGAGUAAGGGACAAGAGGAACAAAUGAAGGAAGGCAUGGGGCUGAUGUCCUGUUAGUGUCUGAUAUUUAUUUAUUUAAAGUUUGUGCAACGUCAGAGUGA
Molecule: messenger RNA, 2921 nt
Organism: Anoplopoma fimbria (sablefish)
Lineage: Eukaryota; Metazoa; Chordata; Actinopteri; Perciformes; Anoplopomatidae
Product: xylosyltransferase 1-like
Biological process (GO): chondroitin sulfate proteoglycan biosynthetic process; heparan sulfate proteoglycan biosynthetic process
Cellular component (GO): membrane
Molecular function (GO): protein xylosyltransferase activity
Source: RefSeq, a predicted model, not a curated record